AUGACGGCUAAGUACGACAGCGACUUUACAAAUAUUCAGUCCUACCUGAAGCCUGCAGACAUCAGCGGUGGGAUGUUUCAUGGCACAUCAAGCGAAUUCUCGACAGUCUCGCCCUCACAUGCCACGGGGUUUGAUAAUAUGUAUGGCAAUCACGUUAGCACGCUCCUGCGGAAUGCGUACCCAGUGCAAUAUCCCGUAACAGCAGUAGCGAUGGGGUUCGAUGUGGAAGGCCUCUACGAGACGCAGGUCUGCAGAAGGAAAAAAAGCACAGGCGACAAGCUCUUCCCGCCAUAUGUCAACUUGCGCCGACGGGCUCAGAAUCGAGCCUCGCAGCGAAAAUUCCGCGCCAGGAAAGCGGAACGGAUGAAGGAGAUCGAAGAGGGGUUGAUGGAGCUGCAAGAGCAACACAGUGCACUGACUCUAUCGUACCAGACGCUCCAAGUGGAGUACGCCACGGCUAAGCAGGAGCUUGCAACGCUCCGAACAAAGCACACGAGUGAAUUCCCCGAGUCGACUUACUCCGGGUCUGGUAUUAGAGAAUGGGAGGGGUGCCAGACAAGGACUUCAGAUCCACUACCGUUCGACGUCUCGACAUUCAGCUAUAGGCACGAACAAGACGAAAAGUAA
Messenger RNA from Pseudogymnoascus verrucosus, 627 nucleotides. RefSeq lists its product as uncharacterized. The coding region runs from base 1 to 627 and encodes 208 amino acids. NCBI's taxonomy places the organism in Eukaryota, Fungi, Ascomycota, Leotiomycetes, Thelebolales, Thelebolaceae. The record is from RefSeq and is a predicted model, not a curated record. The transcript is spliced from 3 exons. Gene Ontology annotation, molecular function: transcription cis-regulatory region binding; DNA-binding transcription activator activity, RNA polymerase II-specific. Gene Ontology annotation, cellular component: RNA polymerase II transcription regulator complex.